AUAUGUCAGUUUUCUAAAUUGUCGCUGAAAAUGAUAUGUAAUGUAGCUAGCAUAUUUUUCUUUAUAUAUUAAUAAAAUAUUUAAACUUCAAGAAAGUAAUCAUUAUUUGAAUGCAAGAAGGCUCUUCCAAGUAAUAAUCAAACACAAGACUGCCGAAACGGCUUAGGGUUUAACGCAUCCGGAACCUAAAGUUACUUCGACUUUCAGGGCUCCCAACCCGGAGGUGCAGGUAAAGCCCGUUAAAAGGUCAAGAAUCGCUGGUUGUACGCCAACCGAACAAUGAGUUGUAAGUAAGUUCCGGUGCUAGAUACGGUAAAUCGGUGGGACGAUCGAAUCAGCAGCUAGCCGUCAGUCGAGGGAGACAACUGGAUACUGGCCUCACGGAAGAACAGCUACUGAAUUUCAUUGACACGGUGACUGUGGCCAUCAUGCGGUCUCCAUCCGACAGCGAAACAAGCCACCGAAGUUUCUCACUCUUCAACUGGUUAUUAUUAUUAAUUCGGCAAAAGGUACAAGCCAAAAGGCCUGAUCGGUUUUGGGACAUGACGGGCCUAUUAGAAGCUUAUCGGCCUUUGGUCGUCUAUUAUUCUACUAUUAACUAUGGAAGUGUAUUGCAUUUAAUUCAAGAUUUCUUAUAGCCGCCACCCAUCUUGUAAAAUAAUAACACAUCGAUUCUAAAAAGCAUCAACAACACCAUCUAGGAAAAAGUAAAAAAUUAAUUAGACAUUGAGUGAUCUGCGUGAACCUGUCUGUGGAAUAAAUAAUGUGUGGUUUCAUUCCCUCUCUCUACACAUAAUAAUUAUGAAGUGAUAAGAGAAGCACGAAACAUAUGUAUAUCGUGGAGAGGAGAAUAAUCUGUGUAUAUUAAAAAUAUCCGUCGAAAUGUAUUAAAUAAAGAUUGCGUCACAAUAGCAACUUGUCAUAUUUUUAUACAACGCAAGUUGUUGAGAAUUUUCAAUAGUAAACAAUAAUAUUAAAUAUUUCUACUCUGUAUACUCCACUUCAUCAACACUUGCCAAAUUUAUAUUAUACCCUUUGUCUACACCAGCGCCAAGGUUUUUGUACUGUUAUUUAUCGUAUACAGCAGGAGACUUUUUCCAAUAAGGGAUAAUCCUCAUCUAUACCUUCUAUAACACUAUAUGGCUUUUUAAGAACCGUAAUCCUGGAUGCCAUAGAUCACCGAUUAUCUGAUUGCUGAUCCUAAUUUGAACAAGAUUUUUAGUUUCUGAAAGACGCGUUUUUGGUGGAAAUUUAGAACUUACAUUUCAACUUGCAAAAACUUUCCAUACUUCUUUUCGUACAUCUAUUUUUCCAUGAUUUCGCCGUAUAGUUUCCGAAUACCAGUGAACGUAAUUUCUUUACUAAUAGAUAAUGAACAGUUCAACCCAAUCAUUAUUUCCGUAUAGCACAAAAACCAUCUUUAUGGUAAAUCUCGAUAGUGCACUAUAAAUACUAAUCACAGAUCAUUUUUGUAAAGUUCUAUGAGUUUCAACAAGUCUAAUAAUCUUGUGUACACAGUCACUGUGGUCCUAAAUGUAUAAGACCGUGAUUGUUAUAGUGAUGUAUUGACAAUUUGAAAAUCAACAUUUCCUAAACAAUACCAGAAGCAACCAACCUAACUUUAUUAUCCAAGAGUUUGUGUUGAUGUUUGUUGAAUUUUUUAGAAUAUGUCUGAAAAUCAGGCAAGUUUAAAUAAGGAGGAAUCAGAAGAAACCUCAGAUGAUAAUUUAGAAAUUGUCAUUGAAAGCCAAACUCGCAAAAGGAAACCUCCUCCGGAGCCUACUGAAUCCGAGAGACAAAUUAUAGAAAGUAUAGAAGAUGAACUCGAAAGAAAGCUUGAAGAAAAAGCUGCGAAGACAAAUUUGAAUGCCGUGCAUGUGAGGAAGAUUAUUCGUCAAGUUGUUACCAAUGAGCAUGUAUUAACAUUAAUUCGUAAUGCAGAUAAUGCGAAGACAGCCGAAGGAACCCUUCCAAUUUUUGAACCCAAGUGGACACGUUCAAAAACCAAAGAGUUGGGUUCUGUUCCUGGAGCUCCGAUACCUCCAAUACCCCCUGUUACUUGGUCAGCUACCAAACCGUCAUCUGAAGUACAAGCUUUAUUUACUGAAGAAUUACAAGAAGAUUCUUCAGGAGAUGAAUAUAUCCCUACUAUGGCAGAUGAAGAUAAGGAUGAUUUGGAAGAAAGUGAAGAUGAUCCAGAUAGCUCAAUAUGUACUACUGAACCACCUACCUCACCUUGUGCUUCUUCUCCAAUUCCUACUGCUCAAACAAACUGGUCAGUUGAUGGUGUUUUCAAAAUACCUACUGCACCAAAGGAAAAAGAAGAUGCCCCAGAUGAAGCUACAAUUGCUUUACGUACAAGGUCCAAACUUUCUUUAAGUUCCACUCCACUAGAAAUAAUAGAAGAAGCUUUUAUACCACCUGAUAUUACUACCGACAUGUAUGAAAUGGACUGUGAUAAUGAAGAUUGGAAGAAUUUUCUGAAGACAUUCACCAGACCUUUAGAAGAGGUUAAUAAACUUCCAGAGGAAGAAGAAUUGGAUCCAGAAUAUAAUGUAUUAUCUGAUGAAGAAAUAGAUAAACCUGAUAAGGAAGAACUCAGGGUAGACAAAGCUGUUAAAGUUAGCAGAAAAGAAUUGAACGCUUUGAUUUCAGAGUUGUAUGAAUUUUGUUCAAAUGAACAAGCAUAUCUUAAUCAAGUUGAAGAUGAUGAACCAGAGACAACAAAUUUUUUAAAUUCCCAUUUAUCUUUUCAAAAUUCUAUGAAUAAUUCAGAAAACAGCAUUUAUACGGAUAAUACACUAACUCAGAGAAAUGAUUUCAAUGAUAAAUCAAUUUUUGAAGCAACAGAAAAAAUGAUGUUGACUGAUCUUCAGAUUGGCUUAUUAGGUCAACAAUUGCGGCAACAUGUACAAUUAAUGACACAAAACUAUUUACUAACAUAUCAGCACCCUGAGUUACAUAAUUAUUCAAUACAAAUGAAGGAAUAUUUGUAUAACUUUAAAUAUCUUGGUGAUUAUAAAGAGAAAUCGGUAUUUCAUACCUACAAUUUGUCAAAAGCCAUUGAUAUUAUGAAAUACUGGGAAGAAUUAUUAGCAUCUAAUAGCGAAGAUGUAAUCAAAAUGAAAAAACACAUAGAAACGACAAUAUAUGAAUCACUCAAGUAUAAACAAACAGGAAGCGAGUACAUAGUAACAUUUCCGACAUUAAUAUUGGAAACUAUAUCGAAAAGUGAUGUAUUUUUGUAUACUUCACUUUUACCGAAAAUUCCCUUUAAAACGCCAAAGCUAUUCACCUCCAAAAUAGCUCACUUUACUGCUCCUGAACUUAACAUUUCAGGCCUCAAUGUCUUCAUUCAACGUGAAUGUUAUUUGAAAACAUAUACUGAAAACAAUAUUUUUAGCUUAGUUGCAUUAGGAAUAGAAGAAUUUAUGCCAUUAGUCACUGAAGAACUUGAAGAGAACCCUUCGAAAAAAAAGCUUUUCACUUCACUAGCUGAAUAUAUACAUGAGUAUUUGUUGCCUAUAAAAGAGCCUAAGCAAAUAGUAAAUCAAAUGUACCAAAGCGAAAAUUUUAGACCUCAUGAAAAUCCAAUAAAGUAUUAUUUUCAAAAUAAUAAGGCUCCUACUUGUAUACAUUAUUUUAUUUUAUUAGAAGAUUUGCAAAUAUUACCGCCUUGUAAACGAAGACCGGAAGACCUACCAUUUCAAUGGAAGAAUUUUAUAUAUCCACAAAAGAUUGUAAAUCAAUCAUGUAUUUCAUUAGUAAGUCCAUGUUCCGGUACUGAAGUGUAUUCAGUUUCAAAACCAGUUUAUAAUAUUCAAAAACAGAUAUUACCAAAGAUUUCAACACCUACCCCACUUCGCCCAUCAGAACGAAAAAGACGUUUGAAGAGGCCUAGCAGACGCUCAAAAUUGGUUAAAACAAACCUAUUGUUUCGGGGUCAAGAUCCAAUUACAAAAUUUAAAAAAUGCUUGAGUCAACCUACAUGUAUCAACAAAUUAAUGCAAUUGUUUUUCAUUGAUACAUAUGUUGCAAUAAAGCCUAAUGAUAAAAAUGAAUUGGAUGGUUAUACUGAAUACACUUUAAAUUUUGAAAGUAGUUUAUUGAAUAGAGGCAAAAACAGAAGAAUCAGUACCAGCAGUUCUAUUGAUAAAGGUGAGGUUUCAAAAAUGUUACCGAACAUGCCCUGUCUGGGUACUCCUGUAAAGAUUGGAUGUGGAAAUAAUGGUUCUGGCAACACAAUAGAAGGAAAAACAGUCGAAAUUUCUGAAGUAGGAAUUUCAAAGUUCCAGUUAUCAAGUUCAGAAUGUAUAACCACUGAAAAUGUCAAACUGGAUAUUAAAAAUGAUAAUAAAGGUGACAUUACAAAGGACAAUCAAGAAGAUCUAAAUGCCCUCUUAAUUGCGAGUUCCACUGUGAAACCGCCUACUAAAAAAGAACCUACAGUUGCCGAAAAAAAGAAAGCAAAAAUGACCAAAGAAUUUCUUGCAAAUUUAGCAAUUUCAACGCCUGAAGAUCGAAAAGUUGAGAAACAAAAAAAUGAAAUGUUUGCAUUGGCCUAUUACGACAAAAUGCGAGAAACAUUAGAAAUAGAAGCUUAUCACAAAAUAAUGCAAAUAUUAAAUGACUACGAGGAAGGCGAUGCUAUAGAUCUUUAUAGAAAAAUUGAACCUGUGUUAAGGGUAAAAUAUAAGGAUCUCGCUGAUGAAUUUCUCCUUUUUCUUAGAGAAAGAGAAGCGGCGGCUGUAGGUCGUUUAAUACCUUGGAUUAGAAUGAACAACAGAUCGAAAUUUCUCAGGAAAUUGGAAAUUUAUUUCAAGGAUCAACCGUCUCAAUUACGUAAAAUUUACCAAUGUCUUACUGAAUUAUCACAAGCUGUCGGUGUUUCUAUGGAAAAGAUUAAGACUACUUUAAUACCCAUGUUUAAAGGAAAUGCUGUAUUAACUGAUUUAUUUCUCCAAAAUUUUUUGGAUGAACCGCCCCCUUUAAGUUUGUUGGAAGGACCUUCAGAAGUUUUUGAUAUCAAUAAAGAACUGUCCCAAAGUGCUGAUGAUGAACCUUGUGAAAUAUUUACUGUACCAGAUGCGGAAGACAAAUAUGGUGGUAACAGCUGUAUUUGUAAUUGUCACCGAAUAGAAGAUGCAGAAUUUAAAUCUAAAUUUAGACAUUGUAGUAAGUGUGGUAUCAAGUUUUUAAAUGGUACAGUAUACCUUCAGACUGGAAGAGGGUUGAGGCCAGCAACAGUAUCAUUUUUAACUAGUCCUAAUGUUGACCACCAAUCAAGACUAGCAGAUAAAUCUUGGUCAAAAUUUAUUCAUAGGAAAAAACAUACAGAUUCAAGUCCUUCAAAGCAAAGUAAUAACUCCAAAGAAAAUGCCGAUGAAGAGACGGAUGAAGAUGGAGAUAAAAAGAAAAAACCAAAACGAAAACCUCAAAGAAACAGAAAGCCAAAAUUGACGAAAGAUACAGUGAGCCAAGAAACGCAAAAGAAACCUAUUCCUAAAAGAAGAAAAAUUAACAAAUCUAGUCCCAAAAAACGUAAUUACUCACCAAAGAAAACUAACGCUAAUCGCAAAAUGGAGAAAGAACAAACCAAAACGUCUGUUGAGGCGUAUUCAGAAGGACCUAAUGAAACAGAACACGAAGAGCAGAUAGAAACUGAAUUGGAAGAGCCUACAGAAACCGAACUGGAGGAACCAACAGAAACAGAAUUAGAAGAACCUACAGAAACAGAGACAGAAGAUAAACAGUAUAUAAAGCCAGGUUCCAAUAACGGUCAACUGAAAAGAUUACAUGAAGAAUCAUGCGAAGAAGGAGAGCAAAGUGCUGCUGGAGAAUCAUUUAGUGAAGUUAAACUAGGAAGUCCUGAACAACAAACUGCAGAAUCAGAAAGUGAAUUUUGUGAGGAAUCUUCACAGGAUAAUUGCGAGACUGACAGUAAUUCCAGUACAUCAUCUGUCAACAGAACUCAGAAUUAUGCAGUUUUAAGACAAAAUUGGAAGAGGGAAGAAGAUAAAAUAAUUUUAGAAGUAUUCCAGACCGAAAAUGAUAAGGAUCAUGCGUUUAGGGCGAUUGCUAAUCAACUUGAAAAUAGAUCAGUAGAUGAAAUAAAAUCUAGAUUUCACAAAUUAAUGGAUUUAUUAUUGAAAACUGUUGAAGAAACAUAGGUUUUUAUUUAAAAAAAAAAUAAUAAAUAUUUAUUGAAUUGUU
This is a messenger RNA of Diorhabda carinulata, 6213 nucleotides long. RefSeq lists its product as uncharacterized. Gene Ontology annotation, molecular function: transcription coregulator activity. The coding region runs from base 1668 to 6170 and encodes 1500 amino acids. Lineage: Eukaryota; Metazoa; Arthropoda; Insecta; Coleoptera; Chrysomelidae. Gene Ontology annotation, cellular component: nucleus. The transcript has 17 exons. The record is from RefSeq and is a predicted model, not a curated record. Gene Ontology annotation, biological process: regulation of DNA-templated transcription.